GCGAGUGCGUCGACGUCAGCUCCGAUCCAGUCCGAGGCCAGGGCCAUCCAAGGCGAGUUCGCUUCUGUACCUCCAAAGGAUGUGACCACGAAUGCUGCUGGAGCGAAUCCGACCGCCACCCUCGUCCAGGCGGCCAAGUCCAAGGCGCCGGGAUUUCAGAGGCGCGGAUGCUGCGGCCAACCAGGUCGCAAGCGGAACGGGCGUUCGUGCGCAGGAGGCCAGACCCACAAGUGUCUGCUGGAGGAGGCUGGGUACCCGUCGCUGAACUUCGCGCAGAACUACCGUCCACCUCGUCGGAAGAACGACCAGCCACAAGCAGGCCUCCCCGAGUGCACGAUUCCCAGGUCGGCAAGCCCCGAGGUCAGUUGGCUGUGCAGGUCCGAGGUGAUCUACAUGAGGUGGAGGCGGAUGCUGUCCAAGGUCCUGAAGAAACUGGCGAACGAUCCGUCCUCGGAAUCCUUCGAGAUGCUGGACCUGGACAUCAUGCAAAAGGCUGUCGACCAGUACGACCUGGACUACACGAAGGAGAUUGGCGACGACGUAAACUUCCUGUCCCGCAACGGCCGCUACGACUUGCUCGAGAUCGACUUGGAGCAGCCGCAGAGAUCCCAUAGCUGGGGACGUUCGGAGGCCCUGAAGCGCAUCAGGGAGCAGACCUACGAGACGCUGGUGGCGGGCUGUGCUUACGGCCUUCGCUGCCCCCGCAGCGGCCUCCUCUUGCCCAAGGUCUGGAGGAUCUGCUCCACCGACCCCGAGCUGCAGAAGGCCAUCGGCAAACGCUGCAGUAAUCGCCCUGGUCGGCAUGACAACCACGAGCACGGUGAGAUUAUCGGGGGGAAGGUGGUAGCGGCUACAGCGUUCUACCCUGAGGCGUUGUGCAAGGCCUGGGCAAAGCACACUCUGCGUGCUGGAGGUGGUACUACAGCUGGAACCUCAGCCCUCUUGGCGACGGACCAGGAUACUGACGAUGGCAUCUUUGAGGGCAUCGACGCAGACGGCGACCAGGAGAUGGAGGACCAGCAGGUGUCAGACGAGGAGCUCGACGAGGAUGACCUCAGGGAGCUCUCCAAGGACGGUGGCAUGCUGAGCACCAAGGAGGCCCAGGAGAUAGAGCACCGUCUCAGCCGACUUCAUCGCCAUCUGGGUCACCCCAGCGUGCGCACCAUGUUCAAGAUUCUCAAGAACUCAGGCGCGAGCAUCCAGGUUCUGAAGAUGGUCAAGAAGUUUAAGUGCCACGCCUGUGACUCCUCGGUGCUGCCGAAGGCCGUCAGAACAGCUGCUGGCAUCGACAUUCCCGAGGUCUUCGAAGUGAUGGGGAGUGGCGGCCUCGAGUGGACCGACCCUGCUGACGACGCGACCUACCUGUUCACGCUGAACCUUGACGAGGGGUCUGGACUCACGCAGAUCUUCAACCACGGCGACAAGUCCCAGAGGUCCGGCAACCGAUCAGCAUCGGACCUCCUCGAGACCUGGAGAUCCUGGACGAAUCACUACCGCGCUCCUCGCUUCAUUCGUUGCGACGCUGAGGGCUGUCAUCGAGCGGAACUUACCAAAAACUGGUGCAGUACGCGCGGGAUCGAGAUGUUCAUCGCUCCUGGCGAGGCGCACUGGCUCAUGGGCAAGGUUGAGCGCCGGAUCCAGUUGUUCAAGCGGACUCUUACUAAGUUCAGGAAACAGAAUCACGACUGCGACAUCGACGAGGCCACCAGCCAUGUCACGCAUGCGACCAACGAUCUUGACAAGGUCGGGAACCAUUCACCCUUCGUACAUGCCUUUGGUACUGGAGGCCAUCGGGGCUCGGGCACCCCCUUUGCCAUCGUGGACGACAGCCACGGAGAGUCCCGGGAGCAGAGGCGACUUCUGGCACGUCAGAGCUUCAUAGAGGUGGCCGAGCGAAUGGUCGUGGAGCUCAACAACAUGGAGGGACGCGGGGCUACCAUGUCCGACUUGAUGGAGGUCGCCCGCCGCGGAACGCUCGAGGACCUCACCAACGAGAGCCGACCACGCAUCCAGAACUUCGAACCACAGGCGAUCCAGCCGUCGGAGUCACCCGAGGGCAAGCCAACAGUCGAGGACCACGAUGAGGAGCUCUUCUCUCGGAUCACCUUCGACGGGAACCGGGGCGGCACCGACUUCGAGCUGAUCGACGAGAACAUGACGGUCUACUACGAGAUGGUCAAGUCCGAACUUGCGGCCAUGACGAAGGAGGUCGCCAACUGGAAGCAGUGCAAAGGUCUCCGCCGCGUACCCGUCUCCGAGGUAAAGGAUCCUGCGGACGUGAUCAGGUGCCGCUGGGUGCUGACGCGCAAGAGCGAUGGGACUGCUAAGGCGCGUCUCGUCCUCCUCGGCUACCAGACCAAGGACAUCGGACAGGAGCCGACCGCUUCACCAACGGCCUCGCGCCGCGCUCGGAAUCUGCUCCUCACGGUCGCGGCCGCCAACUCCUGGACCAUCGUCAAGGGCGACGUGAUCAGCGCGUUCCUGCAGGCGAACGACCUGAAGAAUAAUCUCUUCGUGGAAGCCGACGAGGCGCUGUCCGCCGAGUUUGGCGUUCAACCUGGUCAAGUGCUACGCGUGGUGAAGCCGGGCUACGGCAUCGGCGAGGCUCCUCGCAAAUGUUGGCAGACUGUGAAGCAGGACUUCGCCAAGCUGGGAUUGCAGGCGUGCGAUCUCGAACCAUGCCUGUGGAGUCUACGCUGUCCUGAGAUCAAGGCGCUGCUGGGGCUCAUCAUGUGCCACGUGGAUGACUUCAUCCUUUGCGGUGCCCGAGAUCAUCCUGCAUGGCGGAAGGCGCUGAAGAGCAUCAAGGCCCUUUACACGUGGGGCACCUGGGAGGACAUGGACGACGAGAUCGACUCCAUCGAGCACUGCGGCGGCUACAUUGACAAGCUGAAGGAGAUCUUUCCAAAGUACCCGAAGGCUAAGUGCAGCGACCGAUUGACCGAGGCGGACCAGAGAGGUCACGUUACAGCUCUCAGCUCGGCAGAAGGACCAUUUCAGGAGGCAUGCGACUUCGCUGUCUUAGACUGGGGAUCUCGCAAGCUCAAGCCGGUUGCCAGGUCCAGCCUGUCUGCGGAGAUCCGGGAGGCCAGCGAUGCGGAGGGCGAGCAGAUGAUGGUUCGCCUGGUGCUCUACGAGGUGCUCUUCGUGUCGGUCGACCUCCAGAAUCGCGCUGCUGCUCUGCAUCACAUUCCAGGAGCUCUCGUGACGGAUUGCAAAGCGUUCUACGACGGGGUGGUGAAGUCUGAGUCGGCCGGCCUGGGCCUCGACGAGAGGAGGACGGCCAUAGAGGCGCUCGCCUUGCGACGGGCCCUCGAGGAGGGCGAGACAAUCGUGCGCUGGGUACAUAGCCAUGCCCAGCUGGCCGACGGCAUGACCGAAGCCAGCCAGCAGGCCUUCAAUGUGCUCCAUGCCUUCCGGAAGAGCCAGCGGUGGAAGAUCGUUCACGAUGAGAGGUUUCUUUCGGCUCGCAAGCGGUCUGCCCUUGGUAAAGGGGUCUUCGACGAGACGACUGAGACCGACCACAGCGAGGCCAAGAAGAUCCUUGAAGGCCGGAGGCGGGUCCAGCCCCCGGCUCGCGACGUGGCCACGGCAG
This is a messenger RNA of Prorocentrum cordatum, 3595 nucleotides long. The record is from the annotation of a GenBank genome assembly. NCBI's taxonomy places the organism in Eukaryota, Dinophyceae, Prorocentrales, Prorocentraceae.